Messenger RNA from Eruca vesicaria subsp. sativa (arugula), 318 nucleotides. The record is from the annotation of a GenBank genome assembly. Lineage: Eukaryota; Viridiplantae; Streptophyta; Magnoliopsida; Brassicales; Brassicaceae.
AUGGUGAUUUAUUCCAUCCUCCUUGCCGAUUUGAAAGUUGGGCGCUAUUCCAACACCACCGAGUUUCACUUGCUAAGGUUUUGGGAGGCCAGAAGUGUGAGGAAAGGCGGUGAGCUCAUGAGUCUAGACAUGAUCCUCAUCGACAAGAAUUCGACGGUUAUUCAAGAUUCUGUUAAUGCAAACCGUCAAUUCAUGUUCAGGCAACGUCUCAGCGAAAGGUCAGUCUACAGGUUGAGCGGGUUCGAUGUAAUGCGUAGCAGCUCCAAUUUCCGGUGGAUGCCCCUUUUUCCAUUCGGUUCAAUAAUGAAGCCUCUUUAG